Molecule: messenger RNA, 4957 nt
Organism: Ictalurus punctatus (channel catfish)
Lineage: Eukaryota; Metazoa; Chordata; Actinopteri; Siluriformes; Ictaluridae
Gene: cpne5a
Product: copine Va
Exons: 21
Coding region: 296-2017 (573 amino acids)
Biological process (GO): cellular response to calcium ion
Cellular component (GO): plasma membrane
Molecular function (GO): calcium-dependent phospholipid binding
Source: RefSeq, a predicted model, not a curated record
UUAGCAGUAACGAUCCCGUAGCCGCGCAUGGAUAAUGCGAUACUGAGCAUGUGGGAAAAGGCGAAAGGGGCGGAGUUCGUCUUCUCCACUUUACCAGUGUUCCAGUGUUGCUCACAGAGCUCUCACUGCAUGCGCGCACUUUCGCAAUCCUCUGCGCUCUGUAGCAGCCCCACUUUCCAUCAGUCCGCUUGGAAUUGUAGAGCGCAUCGCUCAUCAUCUCUGCUCGCUGUGUUACUGCGCUAAAGCCUUCGUUUUGAAAGUGAAGCUGCGGGAGGCAGCCAGCUUCCCCGCGCCCAUGGAGGGAGACGGGAUGGACAAGCUGGAGCGCAUGGCUUCCGUGUGCGAGCUCGACCCAGUCACAGGCAACAUCCCCGCCACCAAAGUGGAAAUCAGUGUCUCAUGCAGAAACCUGCUAGAUCGAGAUACAUUCUCCAAAUCAGAUCCAUUAUGUAUCAUGUAUACUCAGGGAGCAGAGUCGAAGCAGUGGCGAGAGUUUGGGAGGACAGAAGUGAUUGACAACACACUCAACCCAGAUUUUGUGAGGAAGUACAUUCUGGACUAUUUUUUUGAGGAGAAGCAAAAUCUGCGUUUUGACAUAUAUGACAUUGAUUCCAAAAGUCCUGACCUGGCCAAGCAUCCCUCCGAAUUGAACGACUUCCUGGGUCAGACUUUCUGCACUCUGGGUGAGAUAGUGGGAUCUCCAGCCAGUCGACUAGAAAAGCCUCUGGGGGGCAUUCCAGGGAAAAAAUGUGGCACUAUCAUUUUAACAGCAGAGGAACUGGGAAACUGCAGGGACUGUGUCACUAUGCAAUUCUGUGCCAAUAAGCUGGACAAGAAAGACUUCUUUGGUCGCUCAGACCCUUUCAUGGUGUUCUACCGGAGUAAUGAGGACGGAACGUUUACUAUCUGCCAUAAGACAGACGUGAUGAAAAACACACUCAACCCUGUGUGGAAACCUUUCAGCAUCCCUGUGAGAGCCCUCUGCAAUGGAGACUAUGAUAGGUCAAUUAAGGUGGAAAUAUAUGAUUGGGACAGGGAUGGCAGCCAUGACUUCAUUGGAGAAUUUUCCACUAGCUACCGGGAGCUGUCACGGGGCCAGAGUCAGUUCAAUGUUUAUGAGGUGGUGAAUGCCAAAAAGAAAACAAAGAAGAGAAGAUACAUAAACUCUGGAACAGUGACGUUGCUUUCAUUCUCUGUUGAGGCGGAACACACUUUCCUAGAUUACAUCAAAGCAGGCACUCAGAUCCAUUUCACUGUGGCUAUUGAUUUCACAGCUUCCAAUGGGAACCCAUCUCAGUCCACAUCUCUGCAUUAUAUGAACCCAUACCAGAUGAACGCCUAUGCUAUGGCACUAAAGGCUGUCGGGGAGAUCAUCCAGGAUUAUGACAGUGACAAGAUGUUCCCUGCAUUGGGUUUUGGAGCCAAACUCCCUCCUGAUGGCAGAGUGUCUCAUGAAUUCCCCCUGAACGGUAAUGUAGAUAACCCAUACUGUAAUGGCAUGGAGGGCAUUCUAGAGGCAUACCACCAGAGUCUGAAGACGGUUCAGCUUUAUGGACCAACUAACUUUGCCCCAGUCAUCAAUCAUGUAGCGAGAUAUGCAGCAGUAGUGGAAGAUGGCUCACAGUACUUUGUGCUCCUAAUCAUCACAGAUGGAGUUAUAUCAGACAUGGCUCAGACCAAAGAAGCCAUCGUCAAUGCUGCUAAACUCCCAAUGUCCAUCAUAAUUGUUGGAGUUGGCCAGGCUGAGUUUGAUGCCAUGGUUGAAUUGGAUGGUGAUGACAUCCGAAUAUCUUCAAGAGGGAAGCUGGCAGAAAGGGACAUUGUUCAGUUUGUGCCAUUCCGGGACUACAUGGACCGGACAGGGAACCAUGUUCUCAGCAUGGCGCGGCUAGCCAAAGAUGUCCUGGCGGAGAUCCCCGAUCAGUUAAUCUCUUACAUGAAAUCAAGAGGCAUCAAACCCAACCAGACUCCACCAGACUGUAGCCCUGCUGUGCUUAGCCCAACCUCUACUAUCUGAGUUUAUACUACUAGCUCAGUUCAGACCAGGGAAAACAGGCUGUAGUCACAGGCUUCCCUCUCCACAUCUGGAUAUUUUCACAACCAAUUCAGCAGUAUCUCUACAGGUGAACAUGCUAUAAAGCACAAACAAUCAAGCAAUGGCCACAGGGUAUGGCUAACACUCCUUUCAGAGUCUGAACAACAACAAGUGACACUCUAUUUGAGUUUAUGAGAUUUGUUUCAGUGGUAAGAACACCUUUGGGUUUUAAAAAUAUGUCAAUACUUGGACAAAGCCCUGGAUAUUCUUUUGAGUGUAGUUUACUUUGUCAUUUUAGAGCUUGUUCACUACCUGUACAAAAUUUGAGACUUAUAGACUUCUUUUUAGGAGUAUGUAUAGCUUAAAUAAGAGACACUCUCUAGAGACAAUUGCCUUGUUUCUUUAUUUUAUUUAUUUAUUUAUUUAUUCGCUUGCACAUCACAGCAGCAUCAGGAUAGGUUUACAAUAUCACUGUUCCAGGGCAUUUCAUCCAGCUAUAGGAUUUGUAAAUAUAUGCCAUGAAGAGAACAAUUUAGAUAACCACUAGUGGUUGCAAAAAGAUGUCAUGUCAGAUUAUUUUAAUUGUGCAAUGCCCUAGAUAGGCUUGCAAUAUAGUAGAUUGUUCACAUUGUGUUAAUUUGGAGAUACAUUUGGGGAAUGGUGUUUCUGAGAUUUGGGAAAUUAUGAGUAAAAUGUUCCAAGUGCCAUCUCAAUGCAGACUUAGUUUACAAUUUUGAGAAAUAUGGAAAUGCAUUCAGGUAUCAAAAGAUCAUUUAACAAAACCGCUUUGGAAGUUUUCCUUUGUUUUCCCUCUUCCCUGACCUCUCUCUCUCUUUUUUUCAAAACCCAUAAACCCAAGUGCAUGAAAAGCACGUGUUUUUUUUUUGUUUUGUUUUUGUUUUUGUUUUUUUAAUGUCUGAAGCAACAUAAAUAUACAUACAACAUAAAUAUAAAGUAUAUACAUAUAACCUUAUAAAUCAAAGAAUAUGCUUCAAGAGGCACAGCUAGUUCAGAUUAACUAAAAUCUUGCAGGUUCUGGGUAUCUUUGGCCAUUUUCAUCUAAAAUAUUUAAGGAUACUCAAAGGCCCAUGUUGAAUUCACUAGGCAAACUGUAAUAAUUGUUAAUACUCUUAUUUCUAGUUUUUGACAGUUAAGUAUACAGUAUCAGUGUUAAGUUAGAAUAGGUGCUUACUGGGUGACUUAUUGGUGCAUCAACACUCUUGGUGAACAGCAGGGCUUAAUCGCUUUCACUGCCGUAUUCUGAUGUGCAUCCCCAACAAUUCUGGAAUUUUGCCCCUGAUUUUUUUUGCAUUUUAAACUUUGAGCUCUUAUUUUUCUAUUAAAAUCCUCGGUGUUAUCUGUGAGAUAGACUGUGAGAUUGGACAGAGGCUCUUUUCUUGAUUUAUGGAAAGCUAGACUCAAUCUAUUAGUGAACAUAAAUUAUGAUAAUUUAAUUAGUUGCAUGGAAUUUUCCCAAUUCCAUUCAACACUGGCUUCAUAUGGUUUAGCAUGGCCUUUGAUUUCAUGGACUGCAAUUAGCCCAUUAAAUCAAAGGUCUGCUUGAUAGAGUGACCUGUGCAUUUGAGAUCCUGACCCAAUGGCUGAUUUUUCCCCCUCCCUAUGUGAUGAUCUUUAUUGAUCUUUUGAUAUAAAUUGGGUGCAAUAAUUGAUGUCUCAUAAAUGUUUAUUAAGGAUAUGCAUGUUAAAUUGCCUUAUGUUGUUACUAUUUGCAGUUAGCCUAGUCCUGAAAAUGAUCUGGUAAACUUCAGAAAGUGUGUUUGAUCAAAGUGGUAGGUUUAUUUUUGAGGGUACCUUUUCAGCAAUCAAUUUUGUAUCAUUUCAGUCACAGUGAGCAUGUAUAGUAUUUUAACUUACCUGGCCAACUGAUACUAAGCAGUCAUGCACAUUAUUUUUGUAAACCUUUACUAUGGGAAACGCAUGAAUGAAUCGUUAGUCAUUUCAGUGCAUUUGUUUGUUUUGUUGGAUUCAUUUAUGGUUGUUUCGAAUUUAGUCUUAUUGGAGGGGUUUUUUUUGUCAAAUUUGUUGUAUUAUAAUUUGAUUUUAAUGAGUUUUGUUGUAUAAAUUCACAUGCUGGUUGAUACCAGAUUCAGUUCAUAAUUAAUAAGAGCAAACAAUUCUUUCAUCACUAGAUACUAACUUAGUCACAUCCUUUUCAAACCAAGAACAUCUGCUUGAGGAGAUAAGGAACUGAAAAUUUACACAAGAGAUUUUUCAUGUAGAGACAAAUUAGUACCAGAGUUUUUCCUCGACAAGGUGCCACCCAUCAAGUGCCAUUGCUUGUUUUAUGAAAUGUGCAUGGUUGGACUAAAAAAUCUGAAGGAUUUUGUAAAACCUGCUUAUUCCUUCUCGUGUGCAGCAUUACAGUGAGAGGUCAUAAAGUGCAGCUUUUCAGCAUGACCCAACUCAUUGUUUUGACUUGAUUUUCCUUUUCUGUGCUUUUUUUCUCUUUUACACCUCUCUAGAUUUCGGUCAAUAUGCAUGAUGAACAGUUUUCCAAACUUAAAGCAUUGCUGUUGUCAUUUCCAUGGUUUUUGUGAAAUUUGUAAUGGAUUACCUUACAAGGAAUAAAAAAAAGUGGCAACUUUUGCAAGGGUAUAAUUACUGGUUGUGUGUUCAUUAAUAAGACAGCAACAAUCAAUACUAAUCAAUAUUUAGUUGCUUAAGCUGCUCAGAUAAAUGUGUCACAUGUACAAUACAUUCAAUCUAUUUUCAUUUAUUAGCAUGCUAAGUUGUAGAAUUGAGUUUUUAUUGAGAAAAGCUACUGUGCUGAUGCAUAGACAUGAACAUAAAUUGGAUCACACCACUGUCUCCCAAAUAAAUAUAGUCUCAUUCUUAUUUAUUGGAUUGCCUGUUUUUCAGAUGUGGUGUGCCAGUUGUUUGGUAUCAAAAGACAUUUUAACA